AUGGUUAGUUGUAUCGAAAACCAAAAUGCUACAUCUUCCAAGCCUCUGGCAGGCGCAUCGAUAGGCAUAGGGGUGCUGUCGCUUGCCUUCAUCUUGGGAUUCCCUGGCAAUGCCUUCGUGGCAUGGACGGCCAUCUGCUGGGUUCGGAAGCGGACAGUCACCUGCCUCCUCAUUCUUCAUUUAGCCAUCGCUGACCUGGCAGUGCUCCUCACAGCCCCUCUAUUCCUGCGAUUCUUAAGUGUCAAGAAAUGGGAAAUGGGUCAGGCCAUCUGCCAAAUCUGCUAUUACAUCUGUGGGGUCAGCAUGUACGCGAGCGUUUCCCUCAUUUCCCUCAUGAGCCUUGACCGCUGCCUGGCUAUUUCCAAACCUUUCAUCUCACAAAAAAUCCGUACCAGGCGCACCAUCCGGCUUUUGGUUUUGGCGAUUUGGGUGGUGAGUCUUUUCUUAGCUGCACCUUCCCUCCUCUAUCGGAAAGUGGUUACUCAUAACGGCACAGCUUACUGCAUAUUGUGUCACCAAGAAGACAAGGAGCUGGUCUUCCAUAACCUCUUUGAAACCAUCACUGGAUUUCUGCUGCCUUUUAUUAUUGUUGUCUACAGCUACGGGAUGAUUAGUCAACGACUCAAGGAGACCCGUUUCCGUCAGAAACGCCGGACCAGCCGACUCAUUAGCCUCAUUGUGAUCGCCUUUGCUCUUUUCUGGCUUCCUUACCAUAUCGUCAACCUUUUAGAUGUGAUUGGUCUGUGGAGUGGCUCGUCAAAGAUUAAAAAAGCAGGGAAAAUGGCUAGGCCCAUUUUGGUGGCCCUUGCCUUUUUCAGUAGCAGUGUCAACCCUAUCCUUUACACUUUCAGUGGGAGCUCCUUAAUCCGAUCAUCUGGUAUUGGUUUCAUGGCCAAACUCUUUGAAGGAACAGCCUCAGAGGUGUCUAGCGUAAAACAUGGCACCAUCCGGGACCGGGAUGCCAAGACAGAACCCUUGAAUAAUGGGAAACCUGAGUCGUUAACUAUGUCUACUAACCCUACAGAUAGUAGUUCAGUUCAAGAAGGUGGAAAAGGCUUGAGGCUGCUCUCGUCAACUUGAAACUACACACAAGAGUGGGCAUUCAUAUUUCUGUUGUCAGUUUUUUAAAGGUCUUCUGAAGUACUAUAGAAAUGGUCUCUCUUACUUUUUUCUAUAUCUUCUUCAAUGAUAUUUUGUACGAGAUAGGCUGUUUCAUUUCUUAUUUGUUUCAUUCUGCAACAUGACUGCAAUUUUUGGAAUUUCAGGGACUAAAUAUGAAGGGAUUUUUUUUUUACCUGUCAUCAUACAGACAAUUUCAUAUUAUGCUUAGGAAGCAUUCCCAAGGAUUGUUGCAAGUACUGUGAAAACCUCUCUGAAGAUGUGAAAAGAUGAAUCAAUGACUUUGGGUUCAUUAAAUGUUAACCUUUAGAGACCAGGAAACAUCAAACUUGCAUACAGUCUGUCUCUACCCUAAUUCUAAC
Molecule: messenger RNA, 1481 nt
Organism: Protobothrops mucrosquamatus (brown spotted pit viper)
Lineage: Eukaryota; Metazoa; Chordata; Lepidosauria; Squamata; Viperidae
Gene: LTB4R
Product: leukotriene B4 receptor
Exons: 1
Coding region: 1-1080 (359 amino acids)
Biological process (GO): inflammatory response; complement receptor mediated signaling pathway; positive regulation of cytosolic calcium ion concentration
Cellular component (GO): plasma membrane
Molecular function (GO): complement receptor activity; leukotriene receptor activity
Source: RefSeq, a predicted model, not a curated record